Molecule: messenger RNA, 3819 nt
Organism: Miscanthus lutarioriparius
Lineage: Eukaryota; Viridiplantae; Streptophyta; Magnoliopsida; Poales; Poaceae
Source: the annotation of a GenBank genome assembly
AUGGACGCAGCGGGAGGUGCGAAAGGGAGCGAUGGCGUGGAGAAGAAGGGAGAGGGGAACGGGAACGGGAGCGGGAACGGCGGAGGCGGCGACGCCGGGAAGAAGGUGCCGUUCACGGGGCUGUUCCGGUACGCCGACGGCACGGACGUGCUGCUCAUGCUCCUCGGCACCGUGGGGGCGCUGGCCAACGGCGUCUCGCAGCCCGUCAUGACGGUCAUCUUCGGCCAGGUCAUCAACGCCUUCGGCAACGCCACCACCGACAACGUCCUCCACCGCGUCAACCAGGCAGUUCUGAACUUUGUCUACCUAGGCAUUGCAACAGCGGUUGUUUCCUUUCUUCAGGUGUCAUGUUGGACAAUGACAGGAGAAAGGCAGGCAACACGCAUUCGAUCUCUGUACCUCAAAUCUGUCUUGAGACAAGAAAUAGCAUUCUUUGAUGUAGAAAUGACAACUGGGCAGAUAGUUUCAAGGAUGUCUGGUGAUACCGUGUUAGUUCAGGAUGCCAUUGGUGAGAAGGUCGGCAAGUUUCAACAGCUUGUGGCAACCUUCAUUGGCGGUUUCGUGAUAGCAUUCGUAAAAGGAUGGCUUCUAUCUCUUGUCAUGUUGGCAUGCAUACCUCCAGUUGUCAUUGCUGGUGGAGUUGUCUCAAAAAUGCUUGCUAAAAUAUCUACCAAGGGGCAAGCAUCAUACAGUGAUGCAGGCAAUAUUGUUGAACAGACACUUGGGGCUAUAAGAACUGUUGUCUCCUUCAAUGGGGAGAAACAGGCUAUUGCAUUGUAUAAUAAACUCAUACACAAGUCAUACAAGGCUGCUGUUGAAGAAGGAAUUACCAGUGGUUUUGGCAUGGGUUCUGUUUUCUGCAUAUUUUUCUCAAGCUAUGGUUUAGCCAUAUGGUAUGGCGGAAAGUUGAUUCUUAGCAAAGGUUACUCAGGAGGAGACGUCAUCAAUAUCUUGUUUGCUAUAAUGACUGGGGCAAUGUCUUUAGGUAAUGCAACACCCUGCAUGGCAGCCUUUGCAGAAGGACAAUCUGCGGCAUACAGAUUGUUCACAACGAUCAAGAGGAAACCAGAGAUUGACCCAGAAGACCCAACUGGUAAGCAACUAGAAGACAUCAAGGGUGAUGUUGACCUAAAUGACGUGUACUUCAGCUACCCAGCGAGACCAGAGAAACUAAUAUUUGAUGGGUUCUCGCUACAUGUGUCUAGCGGCACUACAAUGGCUAUAGUUGGGGAGAGUGGAAGUGGCAAGUCAACCGUGAUAAGUCUUGUAGAGAGAUUCUAUGAUCCACAAGCUGGUGAGAUUUUGAUUGAUGGGAUUAACAUCAAGAGUUUGCAGCUUGAUUGGAUACGAGGGAAGAUUGGUCUUGUUAACCAAGAGCCAUUGCUCUUUAUGACAUCUAUCAAAGAUAAUAUAACAUAUGGAAAAGAAGAUGCAACAAUUGAAGAGAUCAAAAGAGCAGCUGAGCUUGCUAAUGCAGCAAAUUUCAUCGAUAAGUUACCCAAUGGUUAUGACACGAUGGUUGGCCAACGUGGUGCUCAGCUAUCAGGGGGACAAAAGCAAAGGAUCGCUAUUGCAAGAGCAAUCAUCAAAAACCCCAGAAUUCUUUUGUUAGACGAGGCUACUAGUGCAUUGGAUGUGGAGUCGGAGCGGAUUGUUCAGGAGGCACUGAAUAGGAUCAUGCUGGAUAGGACAACACUUGUGGUUGCACAUCGCCUAAGUACUGUGAGAAAUGCUGAUUGCAUAUCAGUUGUUCAACAAGGGAAAAUAGUUGAACAAGGUCCCCACGAUGAACUGAUAAUGAACCCUGAUGGUGCUUAUUCUCAACUUAUUCGUCUCCAAGAAAGCAAAGAAGAAGAACAGAAAUUAGAUCAUCACAUGUCUGAUUCAAGGUCUAAAAGUAGAAGCCUCUCACUGAAGCGAUCAAUAAGCAGAGGUUCAACGGGAAACAGUAGUCGGCAUUCUUUGACCCUCCCCUUUAGCAUGCCUGGUUCAGUUGAAUUGCUUGAAGGCAAUGAUGCAAAUUGGGAGGAUGAGAAAGAGCAGGCUCGUGAUGGUGAGGCCCCAAAGAAAGCUCCAAUGGGACGGCUAGCUAGUCUAAACAAGCCAGAGGUGCCUAUUCUUUUGUUAGGAUCGCUAGCUGCUGGAGUCCAUGGAGUGCUUUUCCCAAUGUUUGGUCUAAUGAUCUCCAAUGCCAUCAAAACAUUCUAUGAGCCGCCACACCAACUAAAAAAGGAUGCAAGCUUUUGGGGUUUGAUGUGUGUUGUGCUGGGUAUUGUAUCAAUACUAUCAAUACCAGUGGAGUAUUUCUUAUUUGGGGUAGCCGGGGGGAAGCUUAUCGAGCGUAUCCGUGCCUUGUCAUUUCGGAGCAUUGUGCACCAAGAAGUUGCUUGGUUUGAUGAUCCCAAAAAUUCCAGUGGAACACUUGGCGCAAGGUUGUCAGUUGAUGCUUUGAAUGUCCGACGUUUAGUGGGUGAUAACUUGGCCUUGGCAGUUCAGGUCACCUCGACAAUAAUUGCAGGAUUUGUCAUUGCUUUUGUGGCAGAUUGGAAGCUCACAUUGAUCAUCCUUUGUGUGAUGCCACUAUCGGGUGUUCAAGGUUAUGCACAAGUGAAGUUCUUGAAGGGUUUCAGUCAAGAUGCCAAGAUAAUGUAUGAAGACGCAAGUCAAGUGGCCACCGAUGCAGUCAGCAGUAUCAGGACUGUAGCUUCUUUUUGUGCUGAAAAAAGAGUGACGACAAUUUAUGAAGAUAAAUGUGAAGCGUCAAAGAAACAAGGAGUCAGAACAGGAAUGGUUGGAGGCCUUGGUUUUGGUUUCUCAUUCUUGAUGUUGUACCUAACAUACGGACUUUGUUUCUACGUUGGAGCACAAUUUGUUCGUCAUAACAAAUCUACUUUUGGAGAUGUUUUCAAGGUAUUUUUUGCACUGAUGUUGGCAACAAUUGGAGUAUCUCAAACAAGUGCAUUGGCUUCUGAUUCUACAAAGGCCAAGGAUUCAGCCGUCUCCAUAUUCGCAUUAUUGGACAGAAAGUCCAAAAUCGACUCAAGCAAUGAUGAAGGUUCGACGCUACAUGAGGUCAAGGGCGACAUCGAUUUCCGACAUGUCAGCUUCAAGUAUCCAAGCCGCCCAGAUAUUCAAAUAUUUAGCGACUUUACCUUGCACAUUCCCUCUGGCAAGACUGUUGCACUUGUGGGAGAGAGUGGCAGUGGCAAGUCAACGGUAAUCUCUUUGUUGGAACGAUUCUACAACCCCGACUCUGGUACUAUCUCAUUGGAUGGAGUAGAGAUCAAAAGCCUAAAAGUCACUUGGUUAAGGGACCAAAUGGGUCUGGUGGGCCAAGAGCCUAUUCUCUUCAAUGACACAAUCCGUGCCAACAUAGCUUAUGGGAAACAUGGGGAGGUCACUGAGGAGGAGCUCAUCAAGGUCGCAAAGGCAGCCAAUGCGCAUGAGUUCGUAUCAAGCCUUCCCCAGGGGUAUGACACCACUGUUGGAGAGAGGGGGGUUCAGCUAUCUGGUGGCCAGAAGCAGCGGGUAGCCAUAGCAAGGGCUAUACUAAAAGAUCCUAGGAUUCUACUUCUUGACGAGGCAACGAGUGCCUUGGAUGCUGAGUCUGAGCGCAUAGUGCAGGAUGCCUUGGAUAAUGUGAUGGUUGGCAGGACAACAGUUAUUGUGGCACACCGCCUCUCGACGAUCAAAAGUGCUGAUAUUAUCGCAGUUCUCAAGGAUGGCGUGAUAGUGGAGAAAGGAAGACAUGAGGCACUGAUGAAUAUCAAAGAUGGAUUCUAUGCUUCUCUAGUUGAACUUCGUUCAGCCUCAUCAUAG